Molecule: messenger RNA, 1450 nt
Organism: Eurytemora carolleeae
Lineage: Eukaryota; Metazoa; Arthropoda; Copepoda; Calanoida; Temoridae
Gene: Tfb1
Product: general transcription factor IIH subunit 1
Biological process (GO): nucleotide-excision repair; transcription by RNA polymerase I; transcription by RNA polymerase II
Cellular component (GO): transcription factor TFIIH core complex; transcription factor TFIIH holo complex
Source: RefSeq, a predicted model, not a curated record
UAUGAUUAUGAUUAUGAUUAUGAAGGAAUUGAAGCUCAGUUAGCGGACAGGGAGCGUGUGAAGGAGAAGUUAGUGGAACUUUUACCAAAAUUUAAACGGAAAAUAAAUAAGGAGUUAGAGGAGAAGAAUAAAACAUUAUCAGAUAACCCUGGUUUACUCCAAUUAUACAAGGAUCUGGUAAUAACACAAAUCAUAUCAGCAGAAGAGUUUUGGUCGAGUCAUGCUUCUCAGUAUAUAAAGCAGAAGCAGGGAGUGUUUCAGGAGGUCGGAGUAUCAGGAUCCUUCUUAUCGGAGAUAAAACCUCAAGCUGAUGGAGCUAAUGGUCUCCGGUACAAUUUAACCCCAGACAUCAUUGAAUCCAUCUUCAAGACCUACCCCGCCGUGAAGAAGAAGCACUUUGAGAAUGUGCCCAGUAAACUCAGUGAACAGGAGUUCUGGACUAAAUUCUUCCAGUCUCACUACUUCCAUAGGGACAGGAUACAUGCGCAGGGGACUACAGAUAUAUUUACAGAAUGCGCCAAGGAGGAUGAUAAGUUUAUGAAGAAGCAGAUGAAGAAGGGUGUAGAUGAAACCUUGGCAGAUAUACAGGGAGGAACAAGCCAGAAUAUAAUUCACCAGAAUAUAAUAAAAAGAUUCAAUCAUCAUUCAAUAAUGGUAAUGGAGGCUGCAGAAAACAAGGAGGCCGUGGAGGAGGCUCAACCUCAACCUCCGAAGGCAUCAAGGAAGAGAUUAAACGAGAAGACAGCUUAUGAGGAUCUUGAUGCCCCUCAACCUAAGAAGGAAUCCAACCUUAGUCUCAGCCGUAUGGAAAGAUAUUUUACUGGCCCUACCCCGGCAGCUAGCCAGGAUUAUCUAACUCAGGAUGAGUUAAAGCGCAGUAGAACGAACCUAGCAGCUGAACUUGAAACCUGGGCAAGCUUUGGUCAAAGUGUUUUAGGAGAACUUUGUCCUGGAGGAAGUAUGAUGACGGGUAGGACAGAUAAACUAGCAGAGCAGUGUCCUGUAUCUGUACAGGCAGAUCUACGACAAUUGUACUCUUCUCUUUGUGAGCUAAUUAGACAUUUUUGGUCCUCCUUCCCACCUACUACUCCUGAAUUACAAGAGAAGGCAAAGAAGAUGUAUGAUACCCUGCAGAAGUUUCAGUCAAUGAAGGUUAGACCGUUUGAGAAGGAAGUAGAGAGACGGUAUAGUGCGGGGGGAGGACUAAUUACUCAGCAUAUAAACAGUAUGCUGGAAGCUGCAUACAGGAAGUACACAACGUGGUAUUCACGCAAGCAAAAAUCCUAGAAACACGGCAUACGUGCGGCAAACCGGAAAAAGAAAUUAUGAGUUGACCACGUGGAAAUGUAGAAGCUGAAGUUCACUUCCUGUUAGUCAACAUUAACAUUUCGAAAACAUUUUUUAAAAGUUCAACAAUCUAUUUUUAUUAAAAUUUUUACAUUUUCAGAAA